GAAAACAUCCGGAAGUGAGAGCGGUGUAAAUGUACAGCAGUGUGAGGCAACGGAUUCGGCUCUGUAUCUCUCUCACACGAGCUUUUUUUUUUUUUUUUUUAACAAAUCUGGCCAUCAUUUGAACCUACUUCACUUAUCAGUAUGUCCGUCUUGUGUUAUAAUAAGGGAUGCGGACAGCGGUUUGACCCAGAAAACAACCCAGACGAUGGCUGCACCUAUCAUCCAGGAGUCCCAGUAUUCCAUGAUGCAUUGAAGGGAUGGUCUUGCUGCAAGAGAAGAACUACCGACUUCUCAGACUUCCUCAGCAUUGCUGGCUGCACAAAAGGUCCCCACAACAAGGAGAAGCCCCCUGAGCCAGUGAAACCAGAUGUGACAUCAUCGGGAGAAAAGAAAGACGUGGAUGACCAAAAAUCAAAGUUUAACGAGUAUAUCAUCUCGGCACCUAAACCUCAGGAGGCGAUAAAAAGACCAAGCGCUGAUGAGCCGAUGGUGAGAUUGCAGCAUAAAGUCUCUGGUUCUCUGAAGCAGGCUCUGGAGAAACUGAAGCUUUCUGAAAACGAGGAAGAGAAAAAAGAGGAAGACGGUGACGAGAUCAAGAUUGGAACAUCCUGUAAGAAUGGAGGUUGUCUUAAGAGUUUUGACGGACCUGCAAGCGAUUCGGACGUGUGCUCAUACCACUCUGGGUUUCCUAUCUUCCAUGAAGGGAUGAAAUACUGGAGCUGCUGUAAGAGGAAAACCUCUGACUUUAACACCUUCCUCUCUCAAGAGGGCUGCACCAAGGGAGCACAUCUAUGGAGGAAAAAAGACUCAGGUAAGAAAGUGGUUCCGUGUCGGUUUGACUGGCACCAGACCGGAUCGCAGGUCAUCAUCUCCAUCUAUGCCAAGAACUCCAUCCCGGAGCUCAGCUACGUGGAUGCAAACAGCACCACGCUCAACAUCCAUGUUAUAUUUGAGGGAGAGAAGGAGUUUGAGCAGAAAAUUAGCCUGUGGGGAGUGAUAGAUGUGAGUAAGAGUAUAGUAAACAUGAUGGCCGCCAAGAUCGAGAUAGCCAUGAAGAAGUCCGAGGCGAUGUCAUGGGCUCGUCUGGACCUCCCUCCCCCCGUCCCCCCACCCAAGGAGCCCGAGAAGAAAGAAGAGGAAUCAGAUAGCGAGGAUGACGAAUGAUGAGGAAUUGAAAUAAAAACAUUGUGUUUAUUUUAGCUGAAUUCAAGCGACACGGUCCAUUCCUUACCUCUUUUAAGAGUCACCUCUUUUGCUGUCAUGGGACUUCAGCCUCGACAGGGGUUUCAUUUUUGAUUUUUGUUUGUUUUUCUUAAGUUUUGUUCCAUUUUUUAUUGGUCAUUAUGUAGGUUGGAAGUAUAUUUACAGUAAUUUUUCACACAAGCACAGACUGGGUAGGAGGGGAACACUGACUUUUCGUUGGCUUUCAAUCAAGUUGAACGAUGAACCACUUGUUAAUUGCACUGAAAUCCCACCGGACAAUGGACCCAAACAAAAAGAUACGAGUCAGAUGUAGACCCAUGAGGCCUUUCGUGUGUACUCCUCGUUGUACUGGACAGUUAUAUGACCAUUUCUGGAAAAGACUCAUUCCAUCCGUUUCACAAAUUGUAUAAAUGAUUGCAUUUUGUCCACCAGUCAGAAUGCUGUCCUCACAGAUGUAUUCCCAUGCCUGUGGUAAUGAAGCUGCUCUAUGUAGAUAAAGUAGGAAAUUUGGAACUCUAAAAUGUCUGCAACUGUCUGUGGAGUUUAUUCUGAAUAAACUGUGUUAUAAGAAAGAAAAAGUUCACUGGGACUUCAAAAUGAAAUGUUUAACAGCAGACAAUCCCACAUUUUUGCAGUUAAAAUGAUAAAUUUGCUCUAUAUUUGUUUGUUUUUUUCCCCUCACAAUUAUACCUAAUGUGUUUUUAGUACAAGCUUCCAAAUAUUCAAUGCUGUAUUUAUCUCGACACAACAUAGCGCAAUUUUUAAUAAUAACAAUGUACUGUAACUUCUGAGAAUGCCUAUGGAGAAAGUACUGUAUUGAAAAAAUGCUAUACUAGGCAGCAUGUCUCAAGGCUUCGAAUGUAUGUGUUUAGUUGUGGCUGAAUGAGGGUGAAAUUAUUAGGGAACCAAUAUAUCUUACCAAAAAUAAACGUUUUUUUUCCUGUUGGACUUGUAAAA
Messenger RNA from Acanthopagrus latus (yellowfin seabream), 2160 nucleotides. It is a transcript of the gene chordc1b, whose product is annotated as cysteine and histidine-rich domain (CHORD) containing 1b. Lineage: Eukaryota; Metazoa; Chordata; Actinopteri; Spariformes; Sparidae. The transcript has 11 exons. The coding region runs from base 142 to 1164 and encodes 340 amino acids. The record is from RefSeq and is a predicted model, not a curated record.